Tuber aestivum (summer truffle) is the source of this 1770-nucleotide messenger RNA. The record is from the annotation of a GenBank genome assembly. Lineage: Eukaryota; Fungi; Ascomycota; Pezizomycetes; Pezizales; Tuberaceae.
AUGGAAGUAUUCACGGACGUCGCGGCGGAUAGCUUCCGCCUCGGCCUCCCCACCUUUCUACGUCCGACAGGGACUAAGACCAACUCUGAAGAGUGCAUUGCCGUGACGAGCACAACAGGGCAGCUCCUGACAGCACUCUAUUCGAUUCUCGCAACACUCCUCUUCAUUGUCUGUUGGAAGCUUUUUAAUAUGGUUGUGAUGUGCUUGUCAAAUGCUCUCACGGAACCCAUGAAGGAAAUCAAAAAACGCAGCGAGGAUCGCGAAAAGCACAUCAAGGAUCUCGAUGAAAACAUUGAGGAUCUCAAUAAAAACCUUGAGGAUCUCCGCAAAUCCACGACGGUUCUUGGUAUGCCCCAAGGGGGCGAACACACUGAGGUUCUAGACCAACGCAAGCGGGAAGUUGAGAGUCGCAAGGGGGAAGUCAAAAAACGCUGGGAGGGGUUCAGCAAUCCGUCAGCCGAGAGAUAUCGCAACAUAAUACGCGGCAUAGCCCUGGUGGGCUUUUGGAAUUCUCGCGAGCCACUUGAAGCCUUCUUCUUCAUAUUGGACUACUUGGGCAGGGUACGCGGAGCGACAAGUAGCAAGGAAUCCCACAUCCGCAGACCCGCUUUGAUGCUGCUGGCUUGGGCCUUUGUAUGGCUGGCAGGGACCUAUGUGGCGAGUAUCUUCGUUGCUGCCCAGCUGAUCGCCGGCAACGUUGCACCUGCAAACCCCAACAAAGUGUAUGUGCCGAAGGCCGAGCAGACGGGUUCAGCGGACACGAUGCGGCUCCAGGCCCUGCGAGCACCAGCAACUCUACGAUCACUUGGAAGUGCCGAGGCCGCAGAUGGAGACCAUACUAUCCGAGAUCGUUUCUCCUUAGUCACGACACCCGCGAGGGGUGACUCCCCAUACAAAUUUGUCUACAAUUACACGGUGAAAGCCGAGGAUAUGGGUCUGCAGAAAUGGUAUGACUUGAAGCAGGAGGUGGAUGGGUGGUGCGCUAUUGACAAUAGCUGGUUCUCGAAAAAUGAUCAGGAUGCGGAUCUUGAUGUUUACCGUCCUUGGGAGCUGGCAAACAAAACUGUCAAUGUCGUCUAUGAUGGCGAGCGCAAAACAGCCCCAAGUGCAACAGCUAUUCCCUUCCCUUACGCUGAUUCUAGUUUCUUUAUCGGGCAGGCAGUGGAGCACCGAUACGGAAUUAUUGUGCACUCCAGCCACCGAGCCAGCCACCGCCCAGGAACAGAUCCAUGGUACGAGACGGAAACUUUUACGCCGUCAGAAAACGAAACAGAUGCGCAGAUAGCUGACCCGGCCACAAACCGGGUAAAGGGUGGCAGGCCGGCACUUUCCUGCAUUCAGAACGACGUGUGGUCCUACAACGGAAGACAGUUCAAGAACAUUUAUGAGCUGACUGAUGAGGCCAACAUCGAUUUUCCCGACGGAUGGGUCACUCAACUGCAGAUGGACUUUAACCUUCCCCGUAUCAUUGACGUGAUCAAUUCUGCUGGAUCAUCGUCACUAGUAAGCUCUACCACCUUCGUUGGCGGUCGGUUCGACGCGGAGACCUCAACGAUCGAAAAGGACAUGAAGCGCCUAUUUACAGCCACGUGGAUUUCAUCAGCCCACACGUUCCGCAACAUGCUGAUGGUCGGCGAUAAACAGAACAUCCCCAAUGCGGCCCAUACAGGCAAGGACCAACCCCAGCACGGAGUAGACCUCUUCGUGGUCUCCACACCUAAAGUGGCGGCUCUCCGGUUGUCAGUCUUAAUUGCCAUCCCCGCUCUCCUG